AUUAUCAUCUCUUUAGACUAGAUAAAACUGAAUAUGAUAAAAGAAAACCACACUGCAAUUUCUGACUUCAUUCUCCUUGGAUACUCAGAGUUGCUGGAUCUGCAAGCUUUGCUCUUUGUUGUCUUCCUCACCCUCUAUGCAAGCAUCAUAACAGGAAAUGGACUAAUCAUUUAUAUUACAGUGACUGAUCCUGCCCUGGAUACUCCAAUGUAUUUCUUUUUGAAAAACCUCUCUUUCCUGGAGAUUUGCUACACCUCAGUCACUGUCCCCAAAAUACUGGUUAAUUUAGUGGUAGAAAAGGCAAAUAUUUCUUUCAUUGGUUGUGCUGCCCAGCUCUACUUCCUGUUUUUAUUUGGAGGCACAGAGUGUUUGCUCCUGGCUGCCAUGGCUUAUGAUCGAUAUGUGGCCAUAUGCAACCCCUUGCAUUAUAAGCUCAUUAUGAAUAAGCAAUUCUGCCAAGGACUCAUAAUUAUAUUUUUGAGUGUAAACGUAAUUAUUGAUGUAGGCCAGAUAUAUCUAGUGUUCAUUUUGCCUUUUUGUGGUUCUCAUGAAAUUAAUAACUUAUUCUGUGAUAUUCCCCCACUGUUAGAGUUGGCCUGUACUGAUACCUACAUUACUAAAAUAGUUGUGCUAUCAGCCAGCAUCCUUUUUACCAUCAUUCCUUUCUUUCUUAUCAUUGUUUCUUAUGUGAAAAUUAUCUCAGUUAUUCUGAAGAUCCCUUCAGUGGAAGGUCAGAAAAAAGUCUUUUCUACUUGCUCCUCACACCUCAUUGUGGUAUCUCUCUUCUAUGGCUCAGCAAUUAUUGUCUACCUAAGUCCCAAAACUAAGGAAUCAGUGGACAUUAACAAACUCCUUUCAUUAUUCUAUACUGUUUUUGUUCCUGUACUCAACCCCAUUAUAUAUAGCCUGAGAAACAGAGAAGUGAAAGUAUCACUGAAAAAACUGUUUAAUUCUAUUUACUACUUUUGGGGGAAUUUGAGAUCUAUUGAAAAAUUUCAAAGAUUGUUUACGCUAACUCAGAUCAAGAAUUCUUUUCUACGUCUUCACAUGUUUUAUCGAGAGUAG
Molecule: messenger RNA, 1065 nt
Organism: Candoia aspera
Lineage: Eukaryota; Metazoa; Chordata; Lepidosauria; Squamata; Candoiidae
Product: olfactory receptor 10AG1-like
Exons: 3
Coding region: 34-1065 (343 amino acids)
Biological process (GO): detection of chemical stimulus involved in sensory perception of smell; G protein-coupled receptor signaling pathway
Cellular component (GO): plasma membrane
Molecular function (GO): olfactory receptor activity; G protein-coupled receptor activity
Source: RefSeq, a predicted model, not a curated record